AGGGCUGGUGGUAGCGGCUCGGGGAGGUGCUCGCUGUCUCAGUCUCGCUCUCUCGCUCGCUUCCCCCGGCUCCCUUCGGUGCCCCCCCCGGUCGCCUGCGUGCCGGAGUGUGUGCGAGGGAGGGGGAGGGCGUCGGGGGGGUGGGGGGAGGCGUUCCGGUCCCCGGGAGACCCGCGGAGGGAGGCGGAGGCUGCGAGGGACUCCGGGAAGCCAUGGACGUCGAGAGGCUGCAGGAGGCGCUGAAAGAUUUUGAGAAAAGAGGGAAAAAGGAAGUCUGUCCUGUCCUGGAUCAGUUUCUUUGUCAUGUAGCCAAGACUGGAGAAACAAUGAUUCAGUGGUCCCAAUUUAAAGGUUAUUUUAUUUUCAAACUGGAGAAAGUCAUGGAUGAUUUCAGAACUUCAGCUCCUGAACCAAGAGGUCCUCCCAACCCUAAUGUCGAAUACAUUCCCUUUGAUGAAAUGAAGGAAAGAAUACUGAAAAUUGUCACUGGAUUUAAUGGUAUCCCUUUUACUAUUCAGCGACUGUGUGAAUUGCUAACAGAUCCAAGGAGAAACUAUACAGGAACAGACAAAUUUCUCAGAGGAGUCGAAAAGAAUGUGAUGGUUGUUAGCUGUGUUUAUCCUUCUUCAGAGAAAAACAAUUCUAGCAGUUUGAAUCGAAUGAAUGGUGUUAUGUUUCCUGGAAAUUCACCAAGUUAUACUGAGAGGUCUAAUAUUAAUGGGCCUGGGACACCCAGGCCACUUAAUCGACCAAAGGUUUCUUUGUCAGCUCCAAUGACAACAAAUGGCUUACCGGAGAGCACAGAUAGCAAAGAGUCAAACUUACAGCAAAAUGAGGACAAAAAUCACAGUGACUCCCUGACAUCUGGAUCAGAAAGUUCCUCAGUGAGCCCUAUAAAAAACAAACAUCCAGAUGAAGAUGCUGUGGAAGCUGAAGGGCAUGAGGUAAAAAGACUCCGAUUUGACAAAGAAGGUGAAGUCAGAGAGACCGCCAGUCAAACAACUUCCAGUGAAAUUUCUUCAGUUACGGUAGAAGAAACAGAAGCAUCAGCUUCAUCUCAGGAUAAAGACAAAGAAAGUAGUUGUUCCAGGCAGCACUGUACAGAAGAGGAUGAAGAAGAGGAUGAAGAGGAAGAAGAAGAGUCUUUUAUGACAUCAAGAGAAAUGGUCCCAGAAAGAAAAAAUCAAGAAAAAGAAUCUGGUGAUGCCUUAACUGUGAAUGAAGACACUUCUGAGGAAAAUAAUCAAAUGGAGGAAUCUGGUCUGUCUCAAGCUGAGAAAGAUUUACAUUCUGAAGGUAGUGAAAAUACAGGCUCUGUAAGUAGUGGUUCUGACUGUCACGAAACAGAAGAAUUAGUAGGAUCCAGUUCCAGUAAAAAGGGAGAGAUUCUCUCAGAAUCAUUCAUGGAAAAUGACGACGAGUCCACAGAAGUUACAGAUGAACCGAUGGAACAAGACUAACUAUUUAGAAACAUUUAGAUGCAGUAUUUUACCUACAGUUCUGGUUUUACACUGUAUAAAACUUUUAUGUAAUAAAGUGGACCUUUAUAAAGUUUUGCAAGAGAAGCAGGUUGUAAAAUAAAGUACUUUAUGGGAUAAAUCCUGAAAGAGUUGUACAUGUGAGAACUGUGACUAUCAGCUCCUCUGGGUCCUGCUUACCGCUGACUUUUUUUGGUCUGGUCAAAUCAGUGGUUUGUGUAUAGAUUUUUUUUUUUUUUUUUUUUUUUUUUAAUUUAGAAUUAAAGUUUUUAAACUGGAAGGUAAUAAUUAUAAUUUUGAAAACCUUUUGGAAAUUAUCACAUUUAGUUUAUACAUAUGCAAGAGAGCUUUUUGUCUUGUCUCUUUCUGACAACUAGCAGUUUUCAUAUUUUGGUCAUAGUUUCAGCAUUUUAACAUGGGAAUUAUAGGGUUUCAUGCUGGUUUCCAGAUUUUAUUGUUUGACUAUGUACAAUGGAACUUUAAGUCAUAUAUACAUAUAUAUAUAUUAUUCUAAGGGGGGAAAUGUUAUAUUUUUCUGUUUCUAUAAGAGAUAAAUAAGGUGGAUACUUUUUUAUUGGUAAUGAUUAAGUUCACCUCUUUCAGAAGAGUUACUUCCUCUUCUGAGUAAUUUAAAUAAAAUUUGGCCCUUGUGAAACCCUGGAAAUCUUAAGUCUAUUGAAAUACCAGGUUAAACACAUUCCAAGUGAUCUGUACAAAUUAAAAUUCUUUUGUAUACUUCUGAGGUGCCUGAGAAAAAGACUUCAUUAUUUAUGAGAAAAUGUGCUUUAUCUUGGAAAUUGUGUUCAAACGUUAGCUUACUAUUUUGUAGAAUGAAUGCUUAUGAAGCUGACAUAAGACCAUCUCAGAAGAACCGGGCAGGUUCCUUGACCUUUUGCUUGCUUUUCUAAACAUUGUGAAUAUUACACAUUUCUUUCUAAAUUAUUCUAGAGUAUGCAAAUGUCAAUGGUAUGAAACACCACUGUACUGGAAGAAUUAAUAUAUUACUUUAGUAAUGUACCUGAGCUAAAUGACUGAAGCUUUAGGGAUACAUAGAAACCAACAUAAUUUGUAUGACAUUUUGAAGUGAAUUAAAUAUUUUUGAACAUGCUUCUUCGACAGCCAGUGUUAUAUUUUUCAGAUCAACACAAAGCACAAUGAUUACUCUAAACUCAAUAUUUUCAAAUUCACAUAUUUAAAGUCAUGCAAGCUGCAACUUCCCUGUCAAAAUUACUGGCUGCCAAAUUUAUACCUGUUUCUCCAGCUGUACCUUUUGAUAUUUAGAAUUUUUAAAUUUCUGUAAAGUAGAUUUUGUAGAAUGUAAUGUGUUCACUGCCUUUGUGAAGCGGUAUAUAAUUGUAUAAUUUCUGUGUGUAAACUGAAUGCUUGGGCUUUCAAUACAGUAUUCAUAUAAAGCAAUAAAUAUUAAUGUUAUGAAAUAUUCGAGUACAUUUUUAUCAAAAUAUAAAAGAAUCCCUUUUUUAGUUUUCAGUACCUGAAGUACACAUAUGAACUUAUAAAACUGAUGCAGACUUUUCUGACACUGUAUCAUAUACUUUGGGGUGAUUUGGGGGUUAAACACAAGUUUUGCGUUUUGACUACUUAAAUUCCUAUGACUAAAAUUACCAAAAAGAUUUGGCUCCAUUUAUAUGUAGGGUAAUAUACUACUGACUGACUUGACUGUCAGGUUCACAGCAGCUAGAUGAUAUAUUUAUGAAUAUGUCUAAUAGUUGAAACAAAAAUUGAAUAUUGAUUUACUGUACCCAAGAGGGGAGAAAAACAUUGUAAUUUUUUUUUAAUUUUGCAAAACUGUUAAGAUGAAGCAAAUUUUAAAUGACAUUUAUUUGUAGAGACCUAUUACUUUAUUUUGUUCAGGAAUAUUUUGCCAGUGAGAAUAGAUUUUAAACAUUUUGAGUUUAGAAAUUUUGAAUUUUCUUUAGAAUGUUUAUGAAAUUGUCAAUAAACCUAUUCUUUAAGAUCCUGCUAUUAAAGAGCUGAUAUUUUUAAUUGUAGUGCCAUGGACCAUUUGUAAACAAAUCACUUUACUUUCAUUGGUUAUAAGUUGAAGAUUUAGUAUCAUGACUUUGAGGUCUGUGGUUUUAUUUGUAAACUUGCAAUUGCUAUUUUUGCAAGGACAAAUGUAUUUCUUUAUUAAAUAAAGUAUAAUGAUGGUGAAUGUACCAAAAUGCUAUCACUUAACUCUAUGAGAGAUCUGCAUUUUAAUCUAUAGUUUACUAUUUAUUAGAUAUUCAAAUAUUGAUCAUAGAUCAAAUUUGUUGCUGUUUAUACAGAUAAUUGUAGAAUGCUCAUGAAAUAUAUUCUUUAGGGUAGGUGGAAUAUUUCUAAGGUUAAAUUGGGGAACCUUGUUCAGCUGGUUUAAGGCAUUGAUGGCUAUUUGGAAGUAAAAUUCCUCAAGUAUGCAUAGGUGCACUUACAUAGACUUUGCUUAAUGAAAUUGUCUGUUCUAAUGGUAACUGAUUCGUUUGUGUAAAGGUUAAUUUUAGGCACAUUUUCUUAAUACACAUCAAGCAAAGUCAUAUUAAAAGAGCUGAAUGAAGAAUCAAGAACUCAGUGAUUAAAAAUAAUUUUCCUUUUUGGCCUGGAGCAGAUUGUUUACCUGUUAGCCUCUAGACUCUGAACCCAAAAUGUAAAAAUAAUUUGAAGAUGCUGAUGAGGGAAGUGAGAGUACAUAUUUGUUUUUGGUACUUAUUCCUUUAAUGUGGAAAAAUAUCCUAGUACAUUUUUGAAAAUACAUCUUUUUCAGUUCUGAAAACAUAGCAGAACAGAAUAAGUGGUGAAAAUGUCAUUUUAAAUAUUGAUUAUUAGAUUAAUUUAAUUAAUUCACUUAGCAUUUAUCUUAACUGUACCUUUCAAAAGUGUGUACUGAGCAGUUGGAUUGCCAGUCCAGGAACCAUAGCCCUUUUUAGAAAGGCAACCCAGAAGUUCUGGGCUAGAAAGUUUAGCCUGAUAAAGCAUUGAGGUUCAGUGUUUUGUUUUGCCGGUGUAGAUAGGCAUGUAUUUAUGCAGUUUUGCAUUUGUAAAAUCAGACACCAAUUUUUCAAAUAAUGUAAAUGUAAUAUACUAGUUUACUUAUAAAGGUAUUUGGGCAGAAUCUAAAGCUGCUAAAAUGUUAUGAAAAAUGUAACAUGAAUUUUGCAACUUGUAGAACCAAAGGAAUUGAAAAAAUUUGGGAUAGUGUUUCAAAUUGUCUUCUGAACAGGAGUUUCUUAAAUACACUGGUAUUGAUAAAAUGAAGCUUAAUUCUCGAGAUUUGUGCUAAUCAUAAAAUGGAUGAAUGCAAAAACACCUUGUGAUUUCAUAUGGAAUUAUUAAAGUUAGGUUUACUGGAUUAUUGGCCUAAAAAGAAUGCUACUUUGUAUUGGUUAGAAUACAUCUAAUAGUUCACAUUAAAAAAAAAUAAUCAGUACACUUUCUUUAGACUUUAUUUCAACCUGGAGCCUAGAUUACUUUGCCAAAUGUAUUAUUUUCAUAAUGCAAUAAAAUAUAAAUUAGAAUAA
Messenger RNA from Choloepus didactylus (southern two-toed sloth), 4993 nucleotides. It is a transcript of the gene PPP4R2, whose product is annotated as protein phosphatase 4 regulatory subunit 2. Gene Ontology annotation, molecular function: protein phosphatase regulator activity. Gene Ontology annotation, biological process: protein dephosphorylation. The transcript has 9 exons. The coding region runs from base 213 to 1460 and encodes 415 amino acids. Gene Ontology annotation, cellular component: nucleus; cytoplasm; protein phosphatase 4 complex. The record is from RefSeq and is a predicted model, not a curated record. NCBI's taxonomy places the organism in Eukaryota, Metazoa, Chordata, Mammalia, Pilosa, Megalonychidae.